GAAGUCGUUUCCUCCCCUAGUUGGUAGAUCCAUACGUAAUGUACUGCUACGAGAACUAAAGAGUUGAGAGAUAGUUGUCAUGAAACACUUUAUUGGUGUUGACGUCGGAACAGCCAGUGUGCGGGCUGCCGUUGUUGACUGUAAAGGAAAUAUCAUUGCUACGUCCACAGAAGAAAUCAAAAUCUGGAAUCCAAAAGCUGAUUUUUAUGAGCAGUCAUCCCAUGACAUAUGGAAAGCCGUUAUAAAAACUGUCAGGGGUGCUGUGGACAAGUCUGGAGUUGGUAAGGAGAGUGUUUCUGGAAUUGGUUUUGAUGGAACCUGUUCACUUGUGGUGCUGGAUAAGGACUGUAAACCUCUGUCAGUCAGCCAAACAGGUCUUGCUGAGUGUAACAUAGUUAUGUGGAUGGACCACCGUGCCGCUGAGCAGGCCAGUGUUAUCAACAGCACCAAACACGAUGUCUUACAGUAUGUCGGCGGUAAAAUGUCCCUCGAGAUGGAACCACCAAAACUGCUCUGGUUGAAGCAGAAUUUGAAAGACCACUGCUGGGAUAAAGCUGAACAAUUUUUUGACUUGCCAGAUUUCCUCACCUGGAAGGCAACUGGAAGUAUGUCAAGAUCCCAAUGCUCUCUGGUGUGUAAAUGUGGCUAUACUGCAACUAGCAAGGAACAUGGCUGGGAUGAUUCUUUUAUGACAUCUAUCGGAUUGCAAGAUCUCAUUGAAAAUGAAUACGUGAAAAUUGGUCAAGAGGUCAGAAAGCCUGGAGAACCAUGUGGGAAUGGUUUGUCUGAAGAAGCCGCAGCUGAACUGGGUUUACUUCCAGCCACACCCGUCUCCACCUCGAUCAUUGAUGCUCAUGCCGGGGCUAUAGGUUGUCUUGGUUGUCAGCCUACUCAUCUGAGUGUUGAAGGGUCAGAGGUCACAGGUCAUCUGGUUCUCAUUUGUGGAACAUCUACAUGUCAUAUGGUGUUGAGUGCUCAGCCAGUGUUUGUGCCUGGAGUGUGGGGACCGUAUUACUCUACAAUGAUUCCUGGAUACUGGAACAAUGAAGGAGGACAAAGUGCCACAGGAAAACUGAUAGAUUUUGUAGUUGAAAAUCAUUCAGCUUUUACAGAAGCCAGUGAGUUAGCCAGUAAGAGAGGAAUGCACAUCCAUGAUUAUCUCAAUUAUGUGCUGAACAACAUGGCUGUCAGCAGGGGCAGACAAUCUGUGUCUGAACUGACAGAAGACCUUCAUGUGUGGCCUGAUUACCAUGGCAACAGAUCUCCCCUUGCUGAUCCAACCUUGAAAGGAAUGGUGUGUGGAUUGACUCUGCUCGCUAGUGUUGAAAGUCUGGCCUUGCUGUAUCUUGCUACAGUGCAAGCACUGGCAUAUGGAACUCGUCACAUUCUGGACAAGAUGAAUGACAGUGGACACAAAAUAUCGGCAGUGUACAUCUGUGGAGGACUUAGAAAAAAUGAGCUUUUUGUUAAAACAAAUGCUGAUGUGAUUGGUCUACCAAUCAUAUUACCCGAUACAUCAGAGACAGUGUUACUAGGGUCAGCCAUUCUAGGAGCUUGUGCUUCCCACACUUUUGCCAGCACUGAGGAAGCCUUGAAACAGAUGGGAGGUCAAGGAACUGCUAUAAGUCCAAAUGACUAUGUCAAAAGAUUUCAUGACAAGAAAUAUAAAGUGUUUCUGAAGAUGCUGGAACAUCAAAAAGAAUAUCAGACUAUCAUGGCCUCCACCUAGUGACCAGGGGCACAUCCAGGAUUUUUCCUGGGACAGGGUACAUCCGAAAAUGGGCCAUCAGUAUUUGACAAUCUAUUAAUAAAUGAUAGAAAUUGAAUAAUUAAGGCAUUGACAAUCCCCAGAAGGGUCAAAAUCCACACAACCACUGCUGGUAGUAGUUCCAUUGCAAUACUUUGUUAAUCCAUACAAUUAUUAUUUUCUAUUUUUUUAAAAUCUAUUUUACUUAUGCAAAUCUUAUUAAAUGUCCAAAUGAUUAUUUAAUGCAUGUUGAGCAUUUGCAAUGAAUGAUAAAGGUGGUAAAUGUUUUUUCUAUUUGUAAUUUUAAUUAUAUGUAAUUAUGAAUAAUUAUUUUUUAUAAAAAUAUAUUGUAAAAUUUAUAUUUAAAAACCUGUUAUUUACAUCAGUACCGCGGUACUGGUUUCUUAAAAGUAAUUUUUUGUAUAUAUUUAAUACAUUUAGUUUUAGGUACUAUUGAGAUCUCAUAUUGACCAAGUGUGCUUUAAUAUACUACAGGAAUGCGAUAUUAAUUUUAAAUCAAAACUGAACUGUAAUAUUAUGCUCAAAUGAAGGUAAAUUUUUUUAGAUCAAAUUAAAUGUUUGUGAAAAUUAUUUUAUACUUAAGAGCUGGAAAAUCACAUCCCUAUUUUCAUAGAGCACUGGAUGUAAAAUUUCAGAUAUUGUGGAUUUCAGCUCAAUAUCUUGAUGUAUUGCAUAUAAAUACUAUAUAAGUUCAAGGCAUUAAGGAAAAAAAAUAAUAAAAAGUCCAAAAUACUAUCUUG
Molecule: messenger RNA, 2508 nt
Organism: Gigantopelta aegis
Lineage: Eukaryota; Metazoa; Mollusca; Gastropoda; Neomphalida; Peltospiridae
Product: FGGY carbohydrate kinase domain-containing protein-like
Exons: 16
Coding region: 80-1729 (549 amino acids)
Biological process (GO): carbohydrate metabolic process
Molecular function (GO): kinase activity; phosphotransferase activity, alcohol group as acceptor
Source: RefSeq, a predicted model, not a curated record